AUGUUAGUGGUCCCCCAGGGGACAGGGGAGUGUUCGGAGCCCAGUGCCAUGCAGACCAGUGUUACCAUUAGUCGGUUCGUGGGCCAGAAUCUGAUGCGUCUGCAGAAGCUGGGCGUGACCCACAUCCUGAAUGUGGCGGAAGGCAACUCCUUCAUGCACGUCAACACCAAUGCAGAUUUUUACGCGGGCUCGGGCAUCACCUACCAUGGCAUCCAGGCCAAUGACAAGCCGCAGUUCAACCUCAGUAACUUUUUUGAGGAGGGGGCGGACUUUAUCGAGAAGGCUCUAGCACACAACAAUGGCAAAGGGAAGGUGUACGUCCACUGCCGAGAGGGCUACAGCCGCUCGCCCACCGUUGUCAUCGCUUAG
Salvelinus fontinalis (brook trout) is the source of this 369-nucleotide messenger RNA. Its product is annotated as dual specificity protein phosphatase 3-like. The transcript has 3 exons. NCBI's taxonomy places the organism in Eukaryota, Metazoa, Chordata, Actinopteri, Salmoniformes, Salmonidae. Gene Ontology annotation, cellular component: cytoplasm. Bases 1 to 369 code for a protein of 122 amino acids. Gene Ontology annotation, molecular function: MAP kinase phosphatase activity; protein tyrosine/serine/threonine phosphatase activity. The record is from RefSeq and is a predicted model, not a curated record. Gene Ontology annotation, biological process: negative regulation of MAPK cascade; protein dephosphorylation.